This is a messenger RNA of Exserohilum turcica Et28A, 1402 nucleotides long. RefSeq lists its product as uncharacterized. Gene Ontology annotation, molecular function: flavin adenine dinucleotide binding; acyl-CoA dehydrogenase activity. The record is from RefSeq and is a predicted model, not a curated record. The transcript has 3 exons. Lineage: Eukaryota; Fungi; Ascomycota; Dothideomycetes; Pleosporales; Pleosporaceae. Gene Ontology annotation, cellular component: mitochondrion. Bases 35 to 1345 code for a protein of 436 amino acids.
UUGCGAAACUUCUUCUCCCAUCACCAGUCUCGCCAUGGCCGCCAUCUCACGAUCUCUCAGACCGCUAACCCGCGUUGCUGCUGCCUCGUCGCGUUCGCUGCGGCCAGCUGCUCGCCCCGCCCUGCAAACCCGGUGCCUCUCUGCGACGCCUGCCCGACGAGAAGCCGUCGACAUAUCAGAUGUACCGCCGACGCCUAUCACGCACCUCUCUGAGACGGAGAUGCUCAUGAGCGACUCGGUGUCCAAGUUUGCCAAUGACGUGGUGCUGCCCAAGGUGCGGGAGAUGGACGAGGCCGAGGCCAUGGACCCCGCAAUCGUAGAGCAGUUGUUCGAGCAGGGGCUCAUGGGCAUCGAGAUCCCCGAGGCGUACGGCGGCUCCGGCAUGAACUUCACAUCGGCCAUCAUCGCCAUUGAGGAGCUCGCGCGCGUGGAUCCCAGCGUGAGUGUCCUGUGCGACGUGCAUAAUACGCUCGUCAACACGGCCAUUGCAAGGUGGGGCUCGGAGAAGCUCAAGAAGGAGUGGCUGCCAAAGCUGGCAACCAACACGGUCGGCUCCUUUGGCCUGUCGGAGCCCGUCUCUGGGUCCGACGCCUUUGCGCUGGCAACAAAGGCCACGCGGACAGACAACGGAUACAAGAUAAGUGGGAGCAAGAUGUGGAUUACCAACAGCAUUGAGGCAGACUUGUUCAUCGUCUUCGCCAACCUCGACCCCAGCAGGAAGUACAAGGGAAUCACUGCGUUUGUUGUCGAGAAGGGCAUGCCUGGCUUCUCCAUUGCCAAGAAGGAGAAGAAGCUGGGCAUCAAGGCCAGCAGCACCUGCGUCAUCAACUUUGACGACGUGGAGAUUCCCAAGGACAAUUUGCUGGGCAACGAGUUUGAGGGCUACAAGUAUGCCAUAGCGACGCUCAAUGAGGGUCGCGUUGGCAUUGCAGCGCAGAUGACGGGUCUGGCGCUGGGGGCGUGGGAGAACGCGGCAGGCUACGUAUGGAACGACCGCAAGCAGUUUGGUAAACUCAUUGGCGAGUUCCAGGGGAUGCAGCACCAGCUCGCCCAAGCGUGGACCGACAUCCAAGCCGCGCGUGCUCUUGUCUACAACGCAGCGCGCAAGAAGGAGGCGGGCGAGGACUUUAUCAUGGACGCGGCCAUGGCCAAGCUCAUGGCAGCGCAGGUCGCUGGACGCGUGUCUGGGCAAGCAAUCGAGUGGAUGGGCGGCAUGGGCUUUGUGAGAGAGGGUCUGGCCGAGAAGUACUUUAGGGACAGCAAGAUUGGCGCCAUCUAUGAAGGAACCAGCAACAUCCAGCUGACGACCAUUGCCAAGCAGCUGCAAAAGAAGUAUACGAAAUAGACCAGUGGCACUAUGCCCCAAGAUGUACAGCAGAUGAAAUGACGAACCAGUAUACAC